AUGUCAACGGCAAAAUCAGCACAGCAGCUAUUGAUCAGUCAGUUGUAUUUGUAUCUCAAGAGUAAUGGCCUCGAUGAAACGGCUCAAUCCUUGCUCAAGGAGACUAAACUGACGCAACUUUCCCAACGACAGCAAAAUGAGUUGCUGACAGACGACGAGUUCUUGUACGAAUGGUGGAAUACGUUGUGGAGUAUGCAGAGUUCGAUAAACCCACAGUUAAAUCAGGUGCUCAACGCUUACAAUAUACCGUCUCCGCAACAGCAACUUCUUUUACAGCAGAGGAUGAUUCAGAGACAACAACAACAACAACAACUGCAACAACUGCAGCAACUGCAGCAACUGCAACCACAACAGUUUGAUCUCCACAGGACUCAACAACAGGUGCAAAGUACCCCACAAACGUUUCCUCCUCAACAGUCUCGACCAGGACCUUCAUCGCAGCAAGACAAUUCGUCGGUUCCCCCCACGCCACAGACAGAAAAACCACUGGGGCCUCCUAUAGGCAUCUCACGUCAACCAAGUAAACAGCCGGAGUUGAGUCAGGAUGGACCACUGCGAAAGCGGCCACAGCAACAACAAAAGGGGCAACCACCACAGCAGCGGCAGCAGCAACAGCAGCAACCUCCCCCUCCUCCAUCGCAACAACAACGGAGAAAAUCGAAUGCUAGAGGCAAAAACCAACCGGAUGGCGCCGAUGGGCCUGGUCCUGCCAACUCUCAAAACUCACCUGCAAGCACAAGCUUGUCCAAAUCCAACUCCCAAGCUAGUUCUAACAACUUAAUUCCACCAAACGUAAAUCAGGUACAGCAGCAAGCAAGACUACAACAUUUGAAACAACAAUUUCAACAGCAAGCACUCAUGCAGCAGCAGUUACAACAACAAGCGCAGCUUCAAGCACAGCAAGCUCAACUACGAGGUAUCAAUGUAUCUAGUAGUAAUAAUAUGAACCAAAAUGCCCCAGUUGGUAACGCAACAAACAAUUUGCAACAAUUUACACCGCAACAAGCACCAAGACCACCGUCAUCACAACAGGGCACUGAUAUUGACCGGGCGUCUGGUGCAUACCAAAAUGCCACUCAAAUACAGCCAACACCAAACGCACCCACCACACAACAACCACGACCACCACCACCACCACCGCCGCAACAACAGCAACAGCAACAGCAACAGCAACAGCAACAACAACAGCAACAACAAUAUAUGGAACAAACGCAGGUACCCAAUUCGUUCGGUCAACCUAUAACCAGCGGUGAUCAAAAUCAAGGACCAGCUUCGCAGUCCAAUGCAAAUUUUAAAAAUCAGCCAUCAAUGUCGCAAAGAAAUAUUCAGUCUCUUGACGCUUACCAGAUGACAUUGUUACAGAUGGAGAAUCAAAAUAAUCUACAAAGGCAAAGGUUUUUACAACAGCAACAACAGCAGCAACAACAACAACAAAUACAACAGCCACAGCUGCAGAUAAUAUCAAGCUCCGUACCACAAUCACAAACGCAGAUUGUACCCACUGGUGACGACAGUGGUCAGUUAGACGCGUUGUUUUCAUUAAACCAAACGCUGAAUUUUCCUGUGGGUGGUAUUCCACCAACAAGCUCACAAUCGCAACAGUCACAACAUCCACAACCCAUACCCGUGCCAGCCGGACAAACAGGACCUGUAGGACCCGGAGGCACGAGACCAAAUAUUCUACCAGGACAACAAGACAUACCACAAGAUCAAGUUGCAGGACAAUUGCAAUUAUCAACGGGAGACGGUGUCUUUGACGACUCCAUCUUCCCUUCAAGCACGUUGCUUGAUGAGUUUAAACCUUCGGAUAUUGACGUUGAUCAAGUGUUUGGUGACCAUGAAAUCGGAGUCAACCACAAUCCUACCAAUGACAACGGUGAAGGAAUGAUGGGCCUUGAUUCAAAGUUGGGUGAAGUUGGGGAUACCUUGCGGAAAGAUUGGUUGAGCUCCAUGGGCUCAGGACCAGGUUUUGACUGA
Lodderomyces theae is the source of this 1977-nucleotide messenger RNA. It is a transcript of the gene MSS11, whose product is annotated as Mss11p. NCBI's taxonomy places the organism in Eukaryota, Fungi, Ascomycota, Pichiomycetes, Serinales, Debaryomycetaceae. The coding region runs from base 1 to 1977 and encodes 658 amino acids. The record is from RefSeq and is a predicted model, not a curated record. The transcript has a single exon. Gene Ontology annotation, molecular function: protein binding.